AUGGCUUUCGCUCUGCUUUCACUUUUCACUUUCUGCUGUCUGCUCAGGCUCGCCAGUGUCGCGCACGCAGUCGCACUGACGACGGCCAUAGGGGCCAAUGAGCGGCUAUGUUUCUAUGCCGAUGUGGACAAGGCGGGAGAGAAGAUUGGGUUCUACUAUGCGGUACAAGCUGGCGGCUCGUUCGACAUCGACUUUGAGGUCAAAGACCCGAACGAGAAGGUCAUCCUGGACGGGUCCAGAGAACGACAGGGCGACUACGUACUCACCGCAAAUACCAUCGGCGAAUACUCGUUCUGCUUCGAAAAUGACAUGUCGACGCUCACAGAGAAGCUAAUUGAUUUCGACAUCAUGGUCGAGAGCGAGCCGAGGAGAGAGCCUCCAGCGAAGCCAGGCCAGAUAUCCGAACAUACGAGCGCGUUGGAGGAGAGCAUAUUUAGGCUGAGCGGAAUGUUGCAGAACAUCAAGAGGACUCAGAAAUACUUCCAUACUCGAGAAAACAGAGGCUUUGACCUCGUGAAAUCAACACAGAGCCGUCUCUUCUGGUACGCAGUCCUAGAAUGUGCAGGCAUCAUUGGCAUGGCUGUCUUGCAAGUAUAUGUCCUGCAAACAUUCUUCACGAAGACAGGGCGCCGUUAUAAAGUCUAGC
Laetiporus sulphureus 93-53 is the source of this 646-nucleotide messenger RNA. RefSeq lists its product as uncharacterized. The transcript is spliced from 6 exons. Lineage: Eukaryota; Fungi; Basidiomycota; Agaricomycetes; Polyporales; Laetiporaceae. Gene Ontology annotation, biological process: intracellular protein transport; protein retention in ER lumen; endoplasmic reticulum to Golgi vesicle-mediated transport. The record is from RefSeq and is a predicted model, not a curated record. The coding region runs from base 1 to 645 and encodes 214 amino acids. Gene Ontology annotation, cellular component: Golgi apparatus; COPII-coated ER to Golgi transport vesicle; endoplasmic reticulum-Golgi intermediate compartment.